AUGUCAGUCAGGCCGUCCGAGAAAAGGGUUCAUGUCCCUGCGAACGACUCCGAUCGGAAGGAUGAGGAAUUCCCGAUUGAUAAUGGUCUCGGAGCGGCGCCGAUUAUCGCAGCGCCACGAGUCAAUGAGUCCGAAGCCAGCGAACACGUCGACGGCGGCUUUUUGGCCUGGCUGCAGGUAGCAGGGUGUUGUUUUCUCUACUGGAACAGCUUGGGGCUCAUCAACGCAUUCGGCGCUUUCCAGACCUUCUAUGAGACCCAGCUUCUCCGAGAGGCGUCAGCCUCAGCAAUCUCCUGGAUUGGUUCGAUACAGAUGUUUCUCCUCUUGGCAACUGGACCCAUCAUUGGCCCAUUGUAUGAUGCAGGCCAUUGCAGACUCUUGCUGUACAUCGGCGCAUUCCUCGUCGUCUUCGGCUUCAUGAUGACCAGUCUCUGCACCGCGUACUGGCAAGUCAUACUAGCCCACGCCAUCUGCGUCGGCCUCGGGGCUGGCUUCUUGACCAUCCCGGCCAUUGCAAUCGUCCCUGCGUACUUCCAGACCAGGCGCGCCCAGGCGAUGACCACGGCCAGUAUCGGAAGCUGCCUCGGCGGGACGAUCUAUCCGCUCAUCUUCCAAGAAUUGCAGCCUCGCAUCGGAUUUUCCUGGACUGUCCGCAUACUGGGCUUUCUUACGUGUGCCAUGUGCUGCUUCUCCUUGGCCGUUCUGCGCCCCCGCCACCGCGGCCAGCGUCAAUUGCAGGGUGUCCGGUCCCUCGUAGAUCGCACGGCAUUUAGGAGCGCACCCUACUGCCUGUACUCGGUCGGGGUCUUCUUCAGCAACCUUGCCUGGUUUGUGCCGGUGUUUUACAUCCAGACGUAUGCGCUCUCCCAUGGAUUGGAAGCGCAGCCCGUAGCCUUGUAUCUGGUUGCCAUCAUGAACGCUGCGUCGAUUCCUGGCCGGAUCUUGUUGGGAAUCCUGUCUGAUAUACUGGGGCCCGUCAACACCUUCGUCUUCAUCACGGCCUCCACCACGAUUGUGGUCUUUUCCUGGCCCGCGGUGAGCACAGGGGCGGGGAACAUUUCUUUCUCCGUGUUUUACGGCUUCUUCUCAGGGAGCCUGGUAGCUGUGGCUCCCGUUGUGUUGACGUCGUUUACAAAGGACAUGAAGGUGCUGGGGACGCGCCUUGGAAUGGUGGCAUUCCUCAAGAGUAUGGCUUCUUUGAUCGGUUCCCCCAUCGCUGGUGCUAUUCUGGGAGAGUCGCGCAAUUAUCUCGGCCUUCAACUCUUCCCCGGGAUUUCCUUUACGAUCACGGCGGCGUUUAUGGUGGCGUUGCGCUCAGUGCUUGCAAAGACGGAAUCGAAAACGAAGAUAUGA
Molecule: messenger RNA, 1353 nt
Organism: Clonostachys solani
Lineage: Eukaryota; Fungi; Ascomycota; Sordariomycetes; Hypocreales; Bionectriaceae
Source: the annotation of a GenBank genome assembly